Messenger RNA from Prorocentrum cordatum, 740 nucleotides. NCBI's taxonomy places the organism in Eukaryota, Dinophyceae, Prorocentrales, Prorocentraceae. The record is from the annotation of a GenBank genome assembly.
AUGACCAUGAGGCUGCGCUACUUGCAGCGGCUGGUGCUCCUGCGCCCUUCGGACCUUGUGGCGCUGCUGCACUUCCGUCCGAAGGGGCAACCGUUGCCUUGGGUGAGGCUCGUCGCUGCGGACUGCGAGUUCCUGCGUCGUCAGGGCUUGGUGCCUCCUGCCAUGCCUGGCUUCUUCGACGCACCGCUCCAGUGGGACGAACUGGUGGCUGACCGCCUCACAUGGGCCGACACCGUGGGCAGCGCGCAUUUCUGCGAUUCUUGCCUGGGCCGCGACUGCACCGUGUCCUCGGCAACGCCUCUCACAGUGAAGUGCCGGAUGUGUAGUGCUUUCUUCGCCUCCCCGCGCGCCCGAGCGUGCCAUGAGCGCAUCGCGCACAGAGUGACUACGAAGGCCAAGUGUUACCUUCACGGCACGGUUUGUCCAUGUUGCAAGGUGGAUUUCCGGCAGAAGAUUUGUCUGCUGGAAAUUUGCGUCAUCAUCGUCCUCGCGAUCCUGCCGAAGCUGGACUCGCCAGAGGAGCGGCGCCUCGGUGGCGCGAUGACGGCGGCCACUGCAGGGGAAGAUCGAGCAACAACACGCUGGGCACGAUUUCUUUGCCCCCCACGAGGAUCGGACUGGGAGGUCCGCGUAGGUAGGUGCCGCGUGUGUGCAACGCGAUUAGACGGUGCACUCGGCGUCCGUCUCUCCUUUUUUUGCCAGUCGCGUCGCUGGGAGCGGGGAGCGGGGAGCGGGGAGUG